Messenger RNA from Equus quagga, 4549 nucleotides. It is a transcript of the gene REL, whose product is annotated as REL proto-oncogene, NF-kB subunit. Bases 601 to 2391 code for a protein of 596 amino acids. The record is from RefSeq and is a predicted model, not a curated record. Gene Ontology annotation, molecular function: DNA-binding transcription factor activity, RNA polymerase II-specific; RNA polymerase II cis-regulatory region sequence-specific DNA binding. Gene Ontology annotation, biological process: inflammatory response; canonical NF-kappaB signal transduction; non-canonical NF-kappaB signal transduction. Gene Ontology annotation, cellular component: cytoplasm. NCBI's taxonomy places the organism in Eukaryota, Metazoa, Chordata, Mammalia, Perissodactyla, Equidae. The transcript has 10 exons.
CAACCUGGAGGAGGGGGAUUUCUCAGGAGCCGACGGCUUUCGCACGCUCGGGACCGUCACCUCCCGGCUCCCAGCGUUCCCUACGCUCCCGAAAAUUCCGCGCUCCCGCUGCCCGGACGGGGUCCCAACCCGCGGCAUCUCCGGGAGGGGCAGCGGGGGCGGGGCAGGGGCGGGGCGGGGCGCGGGCAGUCGAGGACGGACGCGCGCGCGCGCCGGCCACGAGGACGCCCCGCCCUCCGCCCCCAGAAGGCGGCGGUGAGGGGCCGACGUCAGCCGUGGGAAAUCCCCCUCCCGCCGGGCUGGUCGCCUCUCGGCCUCGCCGGGCUCGGCUGUCGCCGCGCUCCGCCCCCUGUGCCUGGCUCCCGCAGCCUGGACCGGCGGCGCCGGCUGACCGGAGCGCGAGAAUUAAGGGGGUGGGGAAGGUGUGAGCCGCAAACCCAGAGGAGGGCGGGAAGGAGGAGGAGGCCCGGGAGUGCUCAGGGGACCUGGGGGUCCCGCCGCCAGAGGUCCCUCGGCCGCGCGACUGACGGGAGGGCUCCGUGCCGACGGCAGCCUGCGCGCGGUCGGACGCCUGGAGCGCGGCGGCGCGGGAGCGGAGCCAUGGCCUCCGGUGGGUAUAACCCAUAUAUAGAGAUAAUGGAACAACCCAGGCAGAGGGGAAUGCGUUUUAGAUACAAAUGUGAAGGGCGAUCAGCGGGCAGCAUUCCAGGGGAGCACAGCACAGACAACAACCGAACAUACCCAUCCAUCCAGAUUAUGAACUAUUAUGGAAAAGGAAAAGUGAGAAUUACAUUAGUAACAAAGAGUGACCCAUAUAAACCUCAUCCUCAUGAUUUAGUAGGAAAAGACUGCAGAGAUGGCUACUAUGAAGCAGAAUUUGGACAAGAACGCAGACCUUUGUUUUUUCAAAAUUUGGGCAUUCGAUGUGUAAAGAAAAAAGAAGUAAAAGAAGCUAUUGUUGCAAGAAUAAGGGCAGGAAUCAAUCCUUUCAAUGUCCCUGAAGCACAGCUGCUUGAUAUUGAAGAUUGUGACCUCAACGUGGUGAGACUGUGUUUUCAAGUUUUCCUCCCUGAUGAACAUGGUAAUUUGACAACUGCUCUACCUCCUGUUGUCUCUAACCCGAUUUAUGACAACCGUGCUCCUAAUACUGCAGAAUUAAGAAUUUGUCGUGUAAACAAGAACUGUGGAAGUGUCAGAGGAGGAGAUGAAAUAUUUCUACUCUGUGACAAAGUUCAGAAAGACGACAUAGAAGUUCGGUUUGUGUUGAAUGAUUGGGAAGCAAAAGGUAUCUUUUCACAAGCUGAUGUCCACCGUCAAGUAGCCAUUGUUUUCAAGACUCCACCAUAUUGCAAAGCCAUAACAGAGCCGGUGACAGUGAAAAUGCAGUUGCGGAGGCCUUCUGACCAGGAAGUUAGCGAAUCUAUGGAUUUUAGAUAUCUGCCGGAUGAAAAAGAUACUUACGGCAAUAAAGCAAAGAAACAAAAAACAACUCUACUUUUCCAGAAACUGUGGCAAGAUUGUGCUGUUAGUUUUCCUGAAAGACCUAGACCUGGUCCCCUAGGAUCAACUGGAGAAGGAAGAUUCAUCAAAAAAGAAUCAAACUUGUUUUCUCAUGGUGCAGUUUUGACAGAAAUGCCCAGGACUUCAGGAGUUUCAAGUCAAACAGAAUCCUACUAUUCCUCAUCUGUAUCCAUCUCAAAUGCAUUGUCACAUCAUGCUCCAGCCAUACCCUCAAUGGUGCCUCAGCCUUCUUCAAGCUGGUCGUCAGUGGCCCACCCCACCUCACACUCAGUCAAUACAAAUCCACUGAGUAGUUUUUCAACAGGGACACUUUCCUCUAAUUCACAAGGUAUCUCACCAUUCCUGGAAAUACCUCUUGUGACUGAUUUGAAUGCUUCUAAUGCCUGCAUUUAUAACAAUACUAAUGACAUAGGCAGAGUGGAAGCAUCAUCCAUGUCACCAGCUGACUUAUAUGGUAUUUCUGAUGCCAACAUGCUGCCUAAUUGCCCUGUGAAUAUGAUAACGCCAAGUAAUGACAGCAUGAGGGAGACUGAUAAUCCGAGACUUGUGAGUGUGACUCUUGAAAACCCCUCAUGUAAUUCAGUGUUACACCCAAGAGACUUGAGACAGCUCCAUCAGAUGUCCUCUUCCAGUAUGUCAGCAGGCGCCAGUUCCAGUAGUACUGCUUUUGUUUCACAGUCAGAGGCAUUUGAGGGAUCUGACUUCAACUGUGCAGAUAACAGUAUGAUAAAUGAGUCAGGACCAUCAAACGAUACUAAUCCAAACAGUCAUAAUUUUGUUCAAAGUAGUCAGUAUUCAGGUAUUGGCACUCUGCAGAAUGAGCAAUUGAGCGACUCAUUUGCAUUUGACUUUUUUCCAGUUAACUUGUAAGAUUUAAAUGGUGAGUCAAGAUUUAAAUAUUUGCAACCAUUUUGAUCUUACCUAUAUAGAUGAACAUUUUCUAUUUCUCUGCCCAAGCCUAUAAACGUGGGUUUGGGAUUUUUUUGGUUUUAUCUUUGAGGGCUGAUAGUCCAAAAACUUAUUUAUCAGAGAGCAGUGUAAAACUUUGGGUAUGUAGGGGAUUCCUCUACAGGUAGUAUUGGCUCCAGAGUGCCUUGUUUAGCUGGCAGAGAAUUUAUCAGGAUCUGAUGAAAGAUGAAUGCUCAGUGCUGAAGCUGCAGCUGAAAGACGGGUGAACUCACUUCCCAACUUCAGGAAGAGCUGGACAAAGUCCAGCGUGUACAGAAGAUUUUGCUUCAAGAGUAGAUAAAUCCACACAGGCUGAACUUCUAGGCUAUGAUGCCCUGUGGAAUCCUAUAUACACUGAAAGUUUGUUUAAAGCAGUAAAUAUUUCAGCCUAGGUUUAGUCAUUAUUUGACCAUAAGAAGUGUAUAAUGAAUCUGUGACAUGUUAAAUAUUGAAUAAAAUCAAUUGUUCUAUUAAAAAAAAAAAACUUUGGUUAUGUAGAAUACAAAGUUGGAAACUGUCAUAAAAGGAAAACUCCAAAAUAGAAAUUAAAAGGGCUUUACUGUUUCUUCUUAUGAAACAUGUGACCCGAUACUGUUCACAGUGGGAAUUCUGUCUUUAGAGUCCCACCACAUUUCCCAGGACAGACUGAGGGGAGAGCGUUAGAGCAAGCUCCCAUUUUCCAAAUAUACUUUUUUAUAUUUCUUUUAUAAUGUAUUAAUAUAUUCUUAGUUAAAUGAAUUAACUGAUAUUUGCUUUCAAGCAAAUUUAAGGUAAAACCUGUAAUGGCUAUGCCAUUGGAAAAAUAAAUUCAUUACAGUUUUUGAGGCCUGUGGGCCAAGGUGACCCCUAAGGGGUUUUCUGAAGCUUCUUGCAGAUUCUUAGGUUUAUAGUUAUCCCUCAGUAUCUUUGCGAGAUUGGUUCCAGGAGCCCCCGCAGAUAACUGAAAUCUGAUAAUGUUCAAUUCCCUUAUAUAAUAUAGUGUGGUACAGUGAAUACAGUUGGCCCUCCUAUUCUGAUGUGGGCUUCCCCCAGCCGCCCCCGUUGUAUAUCUUAGUCACAGAUUCUUCUAGUUGUGGGAUGUGGGACGCUGCCUCAACAUGGCCUGACGAGCGGUGCCAUGUCCGCACCCAGGAUCCGAACCCUGGGCCGCCACAGUGGAGCGCGUGAACUUAACCGCUCGGCCAUGAAGCCAGCCCCUAAAUGGGUUUUUUUUUAAAUUAAAUAAGCAGUUGACUUGUUUUGCAGUUUUCUUCUAUGUAAGCCGAAUUAAGGGUACUGCUACAUCUGUGUUUUAGAAGAUUUCCAAUGGAGUUUUCAUUUUUCAGGUGCUAUUUACUGAUCAUAGAAAUUAUUUUAUAAUUUAAAAAGCAUUUGGCAACCUGCUUCUCCUCUAUCUUUAAAUGUAUUUACCCUUUCGCCUGUUCUUCUAACACCCCACUCUUCGUAUCUGAGGAAAAGGUGACAGUCUUUCUUUCAAAACUCUACUUGUACACUGGAUCCCUCCUCCUUUCUCCCCUAUCCUGUUUCUGGAUCCUCACAUCACCAUUUAGUCCUUCUUUUCUCUGUAUAAAUAUGGGAAAUGUCUUCUCUAGCCUAAAAAGAAAGGAAAAAGAUCUUUCCUGCACACCCUCAUGUUCCUUCCCUUCACAUCCAGACUUAGGUUUUUAGCCCCCAUUUCUUUACGAUGAGACGGAAAAGAAAACAAGCAAGUUUUUGGGUAUUGGACGUUCUUAAAUGCAUAGUUCAGACCAGAUGAACCCUUCAGAAAUGACUUCUGUUUUAAAAGACCACACUUAAAAAUACCAGUCUGUGAUGAAUUGAGAUCCCUGCAGAAUCGCACUAUCCUUUUUUUUUUUGAGUGUUUUAAGUAUUUUUGUAUGCUUCUUAAUAACUGUAAUGAAUUUGGAGGGACUGAAAAAGGUAAUUUUUAAAAGUUCUCAGGUAUUGAAUUAUUUAAUUGUUAAGUGUGAUGUUAACAUACAAUCAUUUUUAAAAUGUCAAAAUGCCUUUUAUUGUACAGAAUAUUUUAUUACCUUUGUAAUAUCUUUGUAUACAGUGACUUUUUUUCUUGGUAAUAUAA